Messenger RNA from Panicum hallii, 1385 nucleotides. Its product is annotated as GDSL esterase/lipase At5g55050-like. Gene Ontology annotation, molecular function: hydrolase activity, acting on ester bonds. Lineage: Eukaryota; Viridiplantae; Streptophyta; Magnoliopsida; Poales; Poaceae. The record is from RefSeq and is a predicted model, not a curated record. The transcript is spliced from 5 exons. The coding region runs from base 15 to 1154 and encodes 379 amino acids.
CUUAACCUGCUGAAAUGGCCCCCUCUCGCAAGAGCGCCACCACCAUUAUCGCCGCCUGUGGCCUUCUUCUUCUCUGCGCCAGCUUCAUGGCCGAGCUGGUCCAUGGGGAGCUGGUCCCGGCGCUGUACGUGCUGGGCGACUCGCAGGCGGACGCCGGGAACAACAACCACCUGGUGCUGUCGCCGCUCAGGGCCAACUUCCCGCGCAACGGCAUCGACUACCCGGGGCAGCAGGCCACCGGCAGGUUCAGCAACGGCCUCAACUUCGUCGACUUCCUUGCUGGCAGUCUCGGGCUGGCCAGCCCUCUCCCAUACCACUCCAUCAUCAGCAACGCCACGGCAGGGCGCCACUCCACGUUCCUAAAGGGCGUCAACUUCGCUUCCGGAGGUGCAGGAGUCUUGGACAUCACAAACAAGGGUCAGUGCUUCAGCUUCGACCACCAGGUCGAGCGCGACUAUCUCAACGUGUACACAGACCUGGUGCGGCAGCUCGGCCGGCCUCAAGCAAUGGCGCAUCUCGCCAGGUCGGUGUUCACCGUGGCCAUCGGCGGCAACGACAUCAUCCUCCGCGCCGCUCCCCCCACCGUCACCGUCGAGCUGCCGGCGGCAGAGCUGCAGGUCUUCCCUCCUCAGCCGUUCGUCGACCUGCUGGCGCGGACCUUGGAACGCCAGCUGCAGAGGCUGUACGAGCUCGGGAUGCGCAGGCUUUUCCUCGUCGGCGCGGCGCCGAUCGGGUGCCUGCCGGUGAUGCGGGAGCUGAACCUGCUCACCAAGGAGUGCCACGCGGGCGCCAACGACAUGGCCGCCCGGUACAACGCCGCGGCGGCCUCCCUGCUCCGCCGCAUGAGCGAGCGGCACCCGGAUUUCCGGUACGCCUUCUUCGACGUCCGCGCCGCGCUGAUGCAGUACAUCGACGAGCCUCAAGCAAACGGCUACGCUGAGGUGAAGGCGGCGUGCUGCGGCCUCGGGGACAACAAGGCCAUGUACCGGUGCGGCCGGGUGAGCUCCGUGUGCCCGGACAGGACGGACCACGUCUUCUGGGACCUCGUCCACCCGACGGAGACCACCGCGCGGAAGCUCACGGCCGUCGCCUUCGCCGGAGACGCGCCCUUGGUCUCGCCGAUGAACGUGAGGCAGCUUUGUGCCAUUUUGUAGCCGGCCUGUUGCAGGGCAAAAAUGUUGGCAUCGAUCGUGUCCAUUCGGUGCCAUUUUUCGCGGAUGGUUAUUAAUUAAGAAAGUGCGCUGCAAAUACACACAACCUCCCAAACUACUUGUACGACAGCUGUACAAACACAUUUCGACAUUCGGAAUACCUACGGUUCGUAAAAUGCAACCGACCAUAUACUGAACGUUUGUUUUAAAUAGAAAAAAAAGACCUUGAAAUUA